AUAUAAGUGGUCGUUUAUAUAUAUUCAUACUUGCCUCCUUCCAUAUACCUCUAUGCUCAUGAAAAAUCGGAGACUUGCUUGAUGAUUUUUAUGUGUCUUUCUAACCAAAUGAAGUAGAGAGUUUCUCUGUCUUGAAAAUUAGAUUUUGUGUAGAGGUUUUAGGAAUUGCUCGGAGAAGGUGAUUAUAUACAUGCAUGCAUGAGUCAAUAUUUUGAGCAGCGGAUGAUCUAUGAUAGUUCAUGUAUAUGUGUUCAUUGAAUGUACUCGAGCAUGCACUAGAAAUAUUUGAUUGAAUAUGGACCAGCUCAGUAACCCAAACUCAAUGACCAGCUCAGUCGUCACAGCCGGUGGCACCAGUGACAAGAACAAGGGUGUAGCGGUCCAGCAACAACCAUGUAUGGCUCGUGAGCAAGACCAAUACAUGCCAAUCGCUAACGUGAUAAGGAUCAUGCGUAAAAGCUUACCGGCGCACGCCAAAAUCUCCGACGACGCUAAAGAAACGAUUCAAGAAUGCGUCUCCGAGUACAUCAGCUUCGUGACCGGUGAAGCCAACGAGCGUUGCCAGCGCGAGCAGCGUAAGACCAUAACUGCUGAAGAUAUCCUUUGGGCUAUGAGCAAGCUUGGAUUCGAUAACUACGUGGAUCCCCUCACUCUGUACAUUAACCGGUACCGUGAGAUAGAGACCGAUCGUGGGUCGGCCCUUAGAGGUGAACCUGCAGUGUCGUUCAGACAAACCUAUGGAGGAAGUGGUAUUGGGUUUCACGGCCCACCACAUAGCCUACCUCCUUCGGGUCCUUACGGUUAUGGUAUGGUUGAUCCAACCAUGGGUAUGGGUGGUGGUCGGUACUACCAAAACGGGUCUGGUCAGGAUGGAUCCGGGUCUGGUACUGGUGGUUCUUCGUCUUCUAUCAAUGGAAUGUCGUCAGUUUAUGACCCAUAUGGUCAGUAUAAGUGAAGAUGCAUGUAAUCAUUCUUCCUUUUUUCUAUUCAAAGCAUGUAUUUGGAUGAAUAUUAUAUUUUUAUGUCUUAUGAAUAACAUUUCUAUAUAAUGUUGCUUCUUUAAGGAGAAGUGUUGAAUUUCA
Molecule: messenger RNA, 1082 nt
Organism: Camelina sativa (false flax)
Lineage: Eukaryota; Viridiplantae; Streptophyta; Magnoliopsida; Brassicales; Brassicaceae
Product: nuclear transcription factor Y subunit B-9-like
Biological process (GO): regulation of transcription by RNA polymerase II
Cellular component (GO): nucleus; CCAAT-binding factor complex
Molecular function (GO): DNA-binding transcription activator activity, RNA polymerase II-specific; RNA polymerase II cis-regulatory region sequence-specific DNA binding; protein heterodimerization activity
Source: RefSeq, a predicted model, not a curated record